Molecule: messenger RNA, 4884 nt
Organism: Acinonyx jubatus (cheetah)
Lineage: Eukaryota; Metazoa; Chordata; Mammalia; Carnivora; Felidae
Gene: NOM1
Product: nucleolar protein with MIF4G domain 1
Exons: 11
Coding region: 16-2604 (862 amino acids)
Biological process (GO): ribosomal small subunit biogenesis
Cellular component (GO): nucleolus
Molecular function (GO): RNA binding; protein binding
Source: RefSeq, a predicted model, not a curated record
GUAGCAUCCAGGAAAAUGGCGGCGUCCGCAAGUGCGGGCGUGACGGGCCGGCGUGGGCGAAGGGGGCGCGGGCAGCACGGACGCGGGGGGCGCCGCCGGCCGGGGGGCGGCACGGAGGGGGCCCUGAAGCGGCUGAAGCUAGCGGUGGAGGAGUUCGUGCAGGCGACCUCCGAGGGUGAGACCCCCGGCGGCCCGGCCGGGCCCCGGGCGGAGGGGCGCUUGCGCCGGGGCGGGAGGAAAAGCCGCAGGGAGCUGAGGAAGGAGAAGCGGCACCUGAAGAAGGCGCGCCGGCUGCAGAGGACUGCGGACCCGGCGAAGGGCCCGGGCCCAGGCGGCGGCGGAGCCGGGGGAGCGAGUGGCCUUCGGGCGGAGGGGGCGGAGGGGGAGGGCGGCCGGCGGACCCCUCGUCGGGUCCCGGCGCCCCCGGACGAGCCGCGACCUCCCCCGGCCAAGGGCGCCCGGGCCCGCCCCGAGGCCAGGGGUCUCCCCGGGAGCAUCAGACCCGGCUCAGCCGCCGCCGCCCGGAAACGGGCCCUUCUGGCAGCCAACGAGGAGGAGGACCGGGAGAUCCGGAAGCUGGAGCGGUGCCUCGGCUUGAACAAGCGCAGAAGGAAGGGCGACGGUGGCUCCGUGCCACUUAGCUUUGCUCGCGAUGGGCUCGACUACAUCCUGGGAGCCCUGGGGUCUGGAAGAACUGGCGGCUCGUACGAAGGCAGUAGUGAGGAGGAGGAGGAGGAGGAGGAGGAGGAUGUCGGACAGACUGUCCCCGAAAGUGACUUAGAGAGCGACACCGAGGACGAAAGGGGGGAGGAGGAGGAGGAAGAAGAGGAAAAGAACAAGGUGGAAGCGGGAGCGCACAGUGAGCAGGACGACGUGGAAGACAUUAAGCCAAAAAAAGUGGCAGAGGGGAGAGCGAAGUGGAAAAGGGACAAAAAGAGAGUCCGUUUUGCAGAAGAAACGAGUGAAAAUUCCUCUGAGGACGCGGGCACAGACGCCACAGAUCAGCAGAGUGUUUGCGAAAAUGAUGGAAAGUACGUCCCACCUCACGUGAGGCAUGCUGAGGAGACAGUGAGUGGUCAGAAAAAGGAGGGACUGGAAAGACUGAAGAGACACGUCCAAGGUCUCAUCAACAGGUUGAGCGAGCCGAGCGUGGCCUCCAUAAGCGGGCAGCUGGAGGAACUGUACAUGGCCCACAGCAGGAAGGACAUGAACGACACUCUGACGGGCGUCCUCCUGAGCGCCUGUGCCCCAGGCGCGGCCAUGCCAGGCAGGCUGGUGAUGGAGCACGUGCUCCUGCUCAGCGUCCUUCACCACACGGUCGGCGUGGAGGUCGGUGCUCACUUUUUGGAGGCCGUGGUGAGGAGGUUUGACACCAUCUACAAGAACGGAGGCGAAGACAGAGAGUGUGAGAACCUGUUCACUGUCAUCGCCCACUUGUAUAACUUCCACGUGGUGCAGUCUCUCCUUGUCUUUGACAUUUUGAAAAAACUGAUUGGAACUUUCACAGAAAAAGAUAUUGAACUGAUCCUGUUAAUGCUGAAAAACGUGGGCUUUUCAUUGAGAAAAGAUGAUGCUUUGUCGCUUAAGGAACUAAUCCUGGAGGCCCAGGCCAAAGCCAGCGAGGCAGGUGGCAAGUUCCGGGACCAGACGAGGGUUCGGUUUAUGUUGGAGACCAUGCUGGCGCUGAAGAACAAUGACCUGCGCAAGAUCCCCGGCUACGACCCUGAGCCUGUGGAGAAGCUGAGGAAAUUACAACGAGCUCUGGUGCGCGGCACCGGCUCAGGCACGGAAACCCAGCUCCGCGUCUCCUGGGACGGCAUCCUGAACGCAGAGCAGACCGGGCGCUGGUGGAUUGUGGGGUCCGCGUGGAGCGGGGCCCCCAUGAUUGACAACAGCCAGCAGAAGGUCACGGAGAGGCGGCCCACGGGGACGGUUAGCGGGAAGAUACUAGAACUCGCCAGGAAGCAGAGAAUGAACACCGAUGUCAGGAGAAACAUAUUCUGCACAAUAAUGACAAGUGAAGAUUUUUUGGACGCGUUUGAAAAGCUUCUGAAGCUUGGGCUCAAGGACCAACAGGAGAGGGAGAUCGUUCACGUUCUCAUGGACUGCUGCCUUCAGGAGAAAAGCUACAACCCCUUCUACGCGUUCCUGGCCGGCAAGUUCUGUGAACACGAGAGAAGGUUCCAGAUGACUUUCCAGUUCAGCAUAUGGGAUAAAUUCCGGGACCUAGAAAACUUGCCAGCCACUAAUUUCUCUAAUUUGGUUCACCUGGUAGCCCACUUGUUGAAGACAAAGUCACUUCCACUUUCCAUUUUAAAGGUAGUUGAAUUCAGCGAAUUGGAUAAACCCAGAGUCCACUUUUUACGAAAAGUGUUAUAUAUGCUGUUAAUGGAAACUGAAGUUGAAGACCUGGCUUCAAUUUUUGCAAGAGUGGCUGACAGCCCGAAGCUGGGCAUGUUGAGAGAAGGUCUGAAACUCUUCAUCAGUCACUUCCUGGUGAAGAGCGUGCAGACGCACGCAAGUGCGGAGGAAGCCAGCGUGCUGAGAGAGAGGGCCGACCUCUCCACAAAGAGUUUGCAAGGCCAGGCUUCCCUGAGGAUGUAGUCUGCCAAAGGACGGCAAGUGAGUGGUCAUUUGUCUGAAAAUGUCCCUUUUAAACCCAAAAGGCUUGUUACUCCACUGACCGUGUGUAAAUCCUGGUGGAGAUAUGCCACGGUCUGUCGUAUUUAAUAUACUGCAUUUUAGCUAAUUUUUUAAUUUAAGGUUAUAUUGUACUUACGUUUUCACCCAUUUUCACGUAUAUGUAUAUACGGUGGAGUUGGGAGAAGACAGAGGGAAGAACAGACAGACCCUGGACUUGUUCUCCGAGCCGCGAGACUGGGUCGGGUGUGGGUGUGCAGGCAUGGGGGUGAUGGUCUCUUUUAAUAGACAAAGUAGGCCACUAGGGGGUGCAGUUACAAAGAAGUUGAUGCGUGUUUUUGUCUUUAUAUAUUGGUUAAAAGUUCGAAAACCAUCAGUUAAGUGUGGUACCUGAUAUCUGACUAUUUCAAGUGUUGGGAAUGCAGAUGUUUUGGAAAAGUCAGCAGGUGACGUAAGCCUUGCAGAUAUCUGUAUGACAUGAUGUGUGGAGCUUCCCACCAGCACUUGGCCUAAAAUUGUGACGUGGUGAAGGACGCUCUUCCUGUUUGUGUCUGUCACUUCUACUCAUCAACUCCAGAUGGCAAAGCACUUUGCUAAACAGCCUUGACGUCACCAGAUAGUGGACACCUAGCAGGUGUGGCUUUCGAGCCUGGUUCUAGGAGGGACGCUGUGUGAUGAGUGAACGUUUCUGCAGAAAAGACACCCCCGCUCACAUGGCAAACUCCGGCCGAUCCUCUGAAGAAGUGAGUGUCCUCGGAGGGCAAGUGUCUGUCGUUUCUCCAGCUCCUAGGAUCUGCUCCACUGUCUUAAAUGCUGCAAACUUGACUUACACGUCACCUUCAGUUGUUGAAAAGUCACCAAAACGUGUGUAUAGACUAGUGUUUUAUGUGCCAUAAACCCACGUACCCCAGCAGCGCACUGUCCUUCAGAGUGGUCCCCGUGGGAGGCUGCACCGGCCGAGCGAGGCCACUCCUGUGCAAACCCCCCUUUUGUCACAGACUUUCACACAUCGUCUCCACGUGACCCGACAGCGGUUCGUGUCUGGAAGUCACCGCGUGAAGUCCCAAGUGUCUCCGUGUGUCUCCGUGCGCGUCCCUAAACUAGUGGUUUCAGUUUUGAGAUGCGCAGGGAACACGGGAGACUUGGUGCUCUGGCCUCUCUCGUGCUCGUCAGCCCCACAGUCAGCAGCCGCCCCGCAGCCCCGUGUCUCGCAGCCGGUUCUGAACCUGCACGACAAAGAAGCCUGUGUUAGGAGCGUGCUGAGAGCCUCCACUCUACCGAGGGGCUUUUUCACAGAACGUCUGCUGGGCGGUGACCAGGCUGGACGAGGUCCGUUCCGCUCACGCCACCUGUCUGCACACAGCGACCCGUGUCCAGAGGUCUUGCUCCGAAGAGAAAUGUGCCCGUCGAACUAAACUGUGUGCUUAACGCACAGUCGAUCUGCGUUCGGUGCCAGCUCUUGCCUCCCCGAGGACGCCCGUAACUGACCUGAGGCCAUUCUCUGUGGGGGCAGCUGCCAAGAUUGAGAGAAGCUUCUCUGCAACAGAACGGUCCCCCCUCAUCCAUGACACGCGCCCCAGACCUCGGAGGUGUGGAUGAGCCCAAGCUGAUGUUUCGUAGAAGAUAAACUUGUGCAGGUUGAAUCCCACUUUUCUAUUGUCUUUUAUUGUUAAAACAGUAAGAAUGUCUCUUUUCCAUGGAAUAUAUUUAUGACUUAAUCCCCGAUGUCUGAGUUGUUGAAUUUGUACUAUGGCAGAUUAUCCAUAAACCUGUCCUUUUUAAGUAUAAACGCCUUUUUUAACAAAAUAUGGGUUGUCACGUGUCAGUAUGCUUUAAGUAAAUGAUUGUAUCUUGACCAAAAGCUGUGAAUUCAAAUUUGCUUUAAAUGUAUAGGUCUUUUAAAUGCAGUACAAUAAUCUGCCUUUGAAAAGAAUGCAGCCAGUGCUGGGUGUCUGUGAAUUCUUGGACUUCUGGUGAUGCAGUUUGAGAACUGCCAUUGUAUUGAUGGAAUUUAUGAAAAGAAGCUGUCUGUAGGGAGUUUUGUCUUUUUUUUUUUUCUUUGUAAACGCUCUCUACAUCCAGCCUGAGGCUUGAACUCACAACCCCGCAAUCAAGGGUUGGCUGCCUGUUCCACCGACGGAGUCAGCCAGGUGCCUGCAUGGGAUUUUAUCUUCAAAGUAGAGACAUAAGGAACGAACUUUUUAAUGUAUUAAAAUGUGUAAAUAAAAAUAUUUUUUUUGUAUU